Coccomyxa subellipsoidea C-169 is the source of this 1164-nucleotide messenger RNA. RefSeq lists its product as hypothetical. The transcript is spliced from 5 exons. The record is from RefSeq and is a predicted model, not a curated record. The coding region runs from base 1 to 1164 and encodes 387 amino acids. Gene Ontology annotation, cellular component: lysosome. Lineage: Eukaryota; Viridiplantae; Chlorophyta; Trebouxiophyceae; Coccomyxaceae. Gene Ontology annotation, molecular function: cysteine-type endopeptidase activity.
AUGACCUUCACAAGGCUGUUCAACAAGAAGUACUCCAACGAGGAGGAGGCUGCUUUGCGCCUGAACAUCUUCAAGACGAACGUUGAUUACAUCACGUCUGUCAACUCAGCACAACAGUCAUACCAGGCAAGUAAACACUUCAGUGAAAACACACAGCAAACUGCUUUGAGCAGCUUAUUUCUCUCACAGCUCGCUCACACUGAUCUUCUGCCACAGCUGGGCCUCAACGAGUUCGCUGACCAAACGUGGGAGGAGUUUAGCUCAACGCACCUCGGAUUGAACGCUGGUGAAGAUGGCAGCUUCAGGUCUUCCGCGAACACGGGUUUCCGCCAUGCUGAUGUGACACCCGCCAACAGCAUCAACUGGGUCGAGGCCGGUGCUGUGACGCCAGUCAAGAACCAGGCUUUCUGCGGCUCCUGCUGGGCUUUCUCCACCACAGGCUCUGUGGAGGGAGCCAACUUCCUGGCGACCGGAGACCUGGUGUCCCUGUCUGAGCAGCAGCUGGUGGACUGCGACACAAAAAAGGACCAGGGGUGCGGCGGCGGUCUCAUGGACUACGCAUUUGACUACAUCAUCAAGAACGGCGGUCUUGACACCGAGGAGGACUACAGCUACUGGAGUGUGGGCGGCUUUUGCAACAAGCUGCGCGAAGAGCGCACUGUUGUGUCCAUCGAUGGCUAUGAAGAUGUGCCUGUCAACGACGAGGUGGCGCUGGCCAAGGCAGUCUCAAAGCAGCCGGUCUCUGUUGCCAUCUGCGCCAGCGAGGCCAUGCAGUUCUACUCCUCCGGUGUUAUUGCUGCCAAGGGGUCCUGCAUCGGCCUCAACCACGGAGUCCUUGCUGCUGGCUAUGACGUGGAUGAGUCAGGCAAGCCAUACUGGCUGGUGAAGAACAGCUGGGGCGGCACCUGGGGCAUGCAAGGCUACAUGAAGCUGGAGAAGGACUCGUCUGUGAAGGAGGGUGCCUGUGGCAUUGCCAUGGCUGCUAGCUACCCCGUCAAGUCCUCACCCAACCCCAAGCAUGUCCCCGAGGUGUGCGGCUACUUUGGCUGGUCGGAGUGCGAGUACGGAUCCAAGUGCUCAUGCAACUUUGACCUGCUGGGCAUCUUCUGCCUGCAGUGGGGCUGCCAGACCUCUACAGGCAUCUCGGCGCCCCAGAUGGCCUAA